UUUGCUACAUCCAGCAAUGCUCAAGACGAUUCGUUUGCCGGCACCUUUUUAUCAGGUUUACUGGAUUCGAUAACAAGCACGGCUGAGGUUAAAGAAUGUCCGGGCAUUUGCGUGCAUUCAUUUGCAACAAUCAUUUGCUAUGAAGUGCUUGAAGAUAUUCAAUGUCCAUCAUCGAAUAUGAAAUGUUGCGUUGAAAGUAACAAUACAGCUUCGGCCACCGCACAAAGUCAAUCACAAUCUACGACACAAAAACCGAUAAAAAUAACAACAGCUGCUCCGCCGCCCACUAGUAAACCAACGCAAAAAGCUACUGAAAAACCAACUAAAUCGGAAACAAAUAAAGAAGAUGGACUAUGCCCUGGCGUUUGUGUGGCUAAUCACAUUGCCGAGUACUGUGAAGCAUAUUUAAUAACGAAUGGUUUGUGUAAAGUUGGCUCAAAGUGUUGUGUGCCACGCGACAAUUAUCCCGAUAAGCUGCCAGCCGAUCUACGCAUUCCAAAUGGUCACAAUAAUCAAACAAUGUUAGCGAAACCAACGAAAAUCUCAGCACCGCCUACCACAAAUUCACAACAUGCACAACAACGUCCACCAAAGAUACCGAUGAAACCGAAUACAAAUCGACCAACCAAACCGGAACCUUCCCGUGAAUCGUUGGAAGGAAAUCAAGUCAGUCCCAAACCAUGCGAUGGCGAAUGUGUUAGUGGGCUAUUUGCAUUAUUCUGCGAUGGUUUAGAUGAAGAUGCAUAUUGUCCGAAUGAAGGUAGUUGCUGUAUUACAUCAGAGGGCAAUAAUUCACCGGCAACAAGUCCAAAACCUACUCAAGCGCCAAAGUGUCCAGGUUAUUGUAUGUUAGAUAUUUUGCAAGCAUUUUGCCAAGCACCAUCUAUAGUCAUUCAAAAAAGUUCAAGCUGUAAAGAAGGAUCAUUUUGUUGUGACAAUACGCGAGUCGCACCAACUCAGCGACCAAGACCGCGACCAACACCACCGCCUACUACAACAACACAUAUUCCGACCACAACACAACAGCCGGACUACAGAGAAGAAUGUCCAGGAAGUUGUAUUGUACCAUUGCUUAGCUUCACAUGUUUCCGUAAUGCUGAAAUGACGGAAUUGUUUAAAUGCCCAAAGAAAGGACAGGUGUGUUGCGCCGCCAAAUCGAAAAUUCAUGAAAUGCACGGCAUGAUACAUCGCAAUGAUACAAUCCCACCAUAUGCUCCCCAGCCCUAUCAACCGACAUAUCCACAGACCUAUCAACCAAACUAUGGGCCAAACAUUCAGAAUCCAAUUUAUCAACCAAUUCCAUCACAACCACAGCCAAUACAAAAUCCGUAUCCAGGCAGUUAUAUUCCACAACAAGUGCAACAAUCUCAACCACAUAUAGUACCACAACAACCACCACCACAGCAACAACAACAACAACCCCAUUAUACCCUUACACAACCACAGCCUGGUGCAAUUCAAUAUCCUGUUCCAGUUGCUGUCGCUCCAAACAAUAUUUAUACACAGCCGAAUGUAAACAAUGUCAUUGCACCGGUCUAUCCAACGCAAGUAUACGAAAUCGCAACGCAGCCACCGACAACGACAACUUCUACAACAACAACGGCUCGAACCCCUGUCUAUUCAAAAUAUGUCUGUGGUGUGAAAGGAACUAGCCGCACCGGUCGUAAAAUGUUUUUGGAUCGCAUUUCACCUUUGGAAAAUGAGCAAACGUUCGCAAUACGAACAAAACGUCAAAUUGUAAAGACGAACGAAGUGUUGGUGUUGGGCAGUGAAUUGGUACCCAUUCAAAUACACGCUGAUAAACUGGGCGAUUUUGCUAAGGAAAAUGAUGAUCCAAUUGAUAAUUUAGCUGAAUCGAAAGCAAUGACCUAUGAUCAUCCAAAAUUGAUUUACAAUCAAAAUUACUCAUCGUACAAUCGGCAAGCGCGGGUUGUUGGCGGUGAAGAUGGCGAAAAUGGUGAAUGGUGCUGGCAAGUUGCUUUGAUCAAUUCACUCAAUCAGUAUUUAUGCAGUGCAGCUCUGAUUGGAACACAAUGGGUGCUAACCGCCGCGCACUGUGUGACCAAUAUUGUCCGUUCGGGAGAUGCAAUUUAUGUUCGUGUUGGUGAUUUUGAUCUUACACGAAAGUAUGCCAGUCCUGGUGCACAAACGUUGCGCGUGGCAACCACAUAUAUUCAUCACAAUCACAAUAGCCAAACUCUAGAUAAUGACAUCGCACUAUUGAAAUUGAAUGGUCAAGCCGAGCUCCGAGAAGGUGUCUGUUUAGUUUGUUUACCGGCACGUGGUGUAAAUCAUGCAGCUGGAAAACGAUGCACGGUCACUGGAUAUGGGUAUAUGGGAGAGUCUGGGCCAAUUCCCUUGCGCGUACGAGAGGCUGAGUUACCGAUAGUCAGCGACACUGAAUGUAUUCGCAAAGUUAACGCGGUUACAGAGAAAAUCUUCAUUUUACCAGCAUCCAGUUUCUGUGCAGGAGGUCAAGAAGGGAAUGACGCAUGCCAAGGCGACGGUGGAGGACCAUUAGUUUGUGAAGACGACGGCUUCUUCGAAUUGGCCGGCUUAGUGAGUUGGGGCUUUGGGUGCGGUCGCCAGGACGUUCCCGGUGUUUAUGUAAAAGUCUCAUCAUUUAUAGGAUGGAUAAACCAAAUUAUUAGCGUAAAUAAUUUAUAAUUCGUAAGAAAAAAAAUAAAAUACUUCCAAUGACAGCGAAUUAAGCUUUUUUUCGACGUUGAAAUUUUUCAACAUCUCAAUUUGAAAGAGAACAAAAACGAAACAAUUUUUUAAGGUAACAAAUAUAGCUAAGACAAAGAUAACUUUAAAAAAAAACACUGUAUUGUAUAUAAUUGAUGGAUGACCCAAAUAACAAAUGUCUUCGUUGUUCAAUUUAUAAAAAAAGAAAUGUUUUGAUACUCCUAAAAUUAGUGAAUUAGUAAAUGUACAGCAUUUACCGUAUGCACAAAUACGAAUUGAUGAAAACGCUGAACAGAAUAAUGUGCUCAUCGGCAUUCACUUAUGAUUUGAACAAAAUUUAGACUAAACACUUGAAUAUGUAUACUUCUGAAAUAUUUCGUUUAAGGAAUUUAAAAAUAAAGUAAAGCGAACAAAAAUUAAA
Messenger RNA from Contarinia nasturtii (swede midge), 3109 nucleotides. Its product is annotated as protein masquerade-like. The annotation marks the transcript as partial. The transcript has 11 exons. Gene Ontology annotation, biological process: proteolysis. Gene Ontology annotation, molecular function: serine-type endopeptidase activity. Lineage: Eukaryota; Metazoa; Arthropoda; Insecta; Diptera; Cecidomyiidae. The record is from RefSeq and is a predicted model, not a curated record.